CUGAUUGGGCGGGGCCGGGGACCGCAGUGAUUGGUGGGUCCCACGUCCGGCGAUCCAGGCGGGAGAAGCGGCGCCAUGGAGAGAGCGGAGGAGUUUACAUUCAGUCCCGAGCCCAACCUGGAGCAAAUCCGGAGGCUUCACGCAGACUUUGUGAAUGAGCGAGACUGGAACCAGUACCACCAGCCCCGCAACCUUCUACUGGCCCUCGUCGGUGAGGUCGGAGAGACAGCGGAGCUCUUUCAGUGGCGAGGCGAAGUCAAGGAGGGGCUCCCGGACUGGACGGCGAAGGAGGUGGAGGCGCUCUCCAACGAGCUGAGCGACGUCCUCAUAUACCUGGUGAGGCUGGCGGAGAAGUGCCGCAUCGACCUGCCCCGAGCGGUCCUGCGCAAGGUGGAGCUGAACGGCCAGAAGUACCCCGCUGACCUCGUCCGGGGCUCGGCGAAGAAGUACACCGAGUACACCGAGUGAAGGGGGGGCGCCGGCAUUGGCGCAGGUCUGCCCUCUCCCUGCCCUUGUCGCCUUGCAACCCCCACCCCGCUGGGCCGGAUCGAUUGCAGGGCUUCUGCGCUGCGCUGUCCCCUCUCUCUCUCUCUCUCUCUCUCUCUCUCUCUCUCCCUCUCUCCCUCCCCCUCUCCCGUGGUGGUCUUGGGUUUGGCCGAGUUCGGCGGUGUCUCGUCUCUCCCCCCUCCUCCCCCACCCGAUGCCUGACUGCCUGCCCCUUCCUCUCCUCGCCUUCCGAGGUCAUGUGACCUUUGCCGUUACCCAUGCUGGUCGUGGGGGCGUGCAGGGAGAGAGAGCGAGAUAGAGUGAGGGCAGGGGCUUCGUUUUGGGGGUAAAAGGAGGCGGUGUUGGGGUGGGGGAGGCAUCGCAAGGGUCCGGCUCGAACCUCUUUUUCUCCCUCCCACCCCCCGGCGCGCCGGAGAGAUCGCCCACCCCUCGAACAGCUUCGGUCGGUUUGUGCGGUGACCCCUCUGUGUAAUAAACGCUGAAUAAAUCAUA
Carcharodon carcharias (great white shark) is the source of this 999-nucleotide messenger RNA. RefSeq names its product dCTP pyrophosphatase 1 (gene dctpp1). Lineage: Eukaryota; Metazoa; Chordata; Chondrichthyes; Lamniformes; Lamnidae. Gene Ontology annotation, molecular function: nucleoside triphosphate diphosphatase activity. The transcript is spliced from 3 exons. The record is from RefSeq and is a predicted model, not a curated record. The coding region runs from base 76 to 468 and encodes 130 amino acids. Gene Ontology annotation, biological process: nucleoside triphosphate catabolic process.